ACUUUCGCCGCCGCAUGCGUUGCUAAAAUGGCGGCUUCUCCUCACACCCAGCAGAGCGAAGGUUCAGCUCCAGUUCAAGGCGGUCCAGAUGGAUACAGGGAAGUGGUAUGUGCAGUUCGUUGUGAGUGUAUACGUUUAACGUUAAACGUUUUUGUGUGGAAGCUUCUAAGCUUUUGUAGUGUUUUGACCGUGUAGUUGUGUGCUUGGUUCCCAGGCCGCCGAGACUGGGGACUACUACGGGAUCAUGGCGCGCGGGUUGCCGUACGACGCGACCAAGAACGAGGUGGCCGAGUUCUUCUCUGGCUGCCGCGUCAGGAACGGUCAUGACGGGAUCCACAUUCUGGUGGGUCAGGAUGGGCGGCUGCAGGGAGAAGCAGUGAUAGAGCUGGAGGGACAGGAGGACCUGGACAAGGCCAAGCAGCUCAACAACCAGAUGAUGGGUCGGAGGUACAUUGAGAUCUCUCCUCUGAGCCAGGCAGCGGCUGAUCAGACACUAGCCAGUCAACCAGGAGGAAGUAGCACAGAGUUUGUGGUCCGUCUGCGAGGCCUGCCGUACUCGGCGACCUCACGAGAGAUUCUCGACCUCCUCAACGACUGCCAGGUCGCGGGCGGCGACAAGGGGAUCCGUUUCUCCUUCGCUCCCGACGGCCGGCCCUCGGGCGAGGCGUUUGUGGAGCUAGCGUCCGAGUUAGAUGUGAGUAAGGCCCUGGGGCACAACAAGGAGCAUAUGGGGAAACGAUACGUGGAGAUUUUCAGGGCCACCAAAGGGCAGUUGGAGUGGGAAGGCCGUAUGUCGGAGAAAGUUGGUGGGGGAGCUGGGGGAGUUGUGAGACUGCGGGGGUUACCUUUCAAGUGUACAGAGGAAGAUAUUCGACAGUUCUUCCAAGAUAUGCCGAUAGUAGCUGGAGGUGUGACAAUGCAAGUGGACGCGGAGAACCGAGGGACUGGCGAGGCCUACGUGGAGUUUGUGAGACCAGACGACGCCGAAAAGGCUCUGUACAAGAACAGACAGAUGAUGGGACACAGAUACAUAGAGGUGUUUCGAAGCACCCACACGGAGGUCCGUCCGACCAACAUGAAGGAGACACGCUGGCGUGGAACCCCCUACAGUCGCCCACCACCACAGGGGCAGUGGGGAGGAGGAGGAGGAGACAGAGGAGGCUACGGCGGGUACGGUGGAUACGGAGCUGGCGGGUACGGAGGGAAAUUUGGGGGCGGGUACGACCGAGGGGGGAGAGGGAGGGGCCGGGGUAUGAUGCGGGGUGGAGGAGGAGGGUAUAACAACUACGGGGACGCCGGGGGAGGUCCGGGGUAUACUCCGUACCCA
This is a messenger RNA of Geodia barretti, 1327 nucleotides long. NCBI's taxonomy places the organism in Eukaryota, Metazoa, Porifera, Demospongiae, Tetractinellida, Geodiidae. The record is from the annotation of a GenBank genome assembly.